AUGGCCGGCCGCUUCGUGAGAGCCUCCAAGUACCGCCACGUCUUCGGCAAGGGCACGAAGAAGGAACAAAGCUAUGACAACAUCCGCAUCUCGAAGAAUGCGUGGGACACCAACCUGAUCAAGGCCAACCCCGAGUACAUCUCCGUGAACUGGGAGGCAAGCGGCGGUGGCGCCUUUGCCGUCAUCCCCAUCAACGAGAAUGGCCGCGCCCCCGAGCUCAUGCCCCUCUUCCGCGGACACACCGCCGCCGUGCUCGACACCGACUGGAGUCCGUUCAACGACCGAUUGAUCUCGUCUGCCUCGGACGACGGCAAGGUCUUCAUCUGGCAGGUCCCAGAGAACUUCACUCUGCAAAGUGAUGGCGAGGAGCCCGCCGACGUUUCGCCCGUCGCUCGUCUGAGCGGGCACAUGAGGAAGGUCGGCCACGUCCUGUUCAACCCCGCUGCCGAGAGCGUCCUUGCCAGUUCCUCCGGCGACUACACCGUGAAGCUUUGGGAUGUCGAGGCUGGCCAGGCCAAGCUCACCCUCAAGCACAACGACAUCGUGCAGUCGCUGUCUUGGAGUGCCGACGGUUCCCAGCUCGUCACCACGUGCCGAGACAAGAAGCUGCGCGUAUGGGACGUCCGCCAGGAGAAGCCCGCCCAUGAGGUUGCUGGACACCCUGGUGCAAAGAACAGCCGUGCCGUCUGGAUGGGUGAGACCGACCGUAUCGCCACCACUGGUUUCUCUCGCAUGAGCGACCGCCAGCUGGGUCUGUGGGACCCCCGCAACCCGUCGGAGCCCAUCGGCGGCUUCCAGAUCCUCGACUCGAUCUCCGGUGUCUGCAUGCCCUUCUGGGACGAUGGUACACAGUGCCUGUACCUUGCUGGCAAGGGUGAUGGCAACAUCCGUUACUACGAAUACGAGAACGACAAGUUCGAGUACCUGUCCGAAUACUCUUCUCCCAACCCGCAGCGAGGUGUUGCCUUCAUGCCCAAGCGCGGUAUUAACCUUCACGAGAACGAAGUCUUGCGCUGCUUCAAGACUGUUAACGACAGCUUCAUUGAACCCGUAUCCUUCAUUGUACCUCGCCGUGCCGAGAUGUUCCAGAGCGACAUCUUCCCACCUACGAACGGCCUCAAUGCUGGCGUCACUGCUGAAGAAUGGUUUGGCGGUAAGACUGCAUUGCCGCCCAAGAUCUCGCUGGAAAGCCUCUACAACGGCGAGGCGCCCAAGGAGGUGCCUUCCGACUAUAAGCCACCUGCUGCUCAGCCUUCCCCCGUCAAGGCUGAGCCACCAAAGCCAGCGCCGGAGCCGACACCUGCUCCUGUGUUCCGCGCCCCACCACCGCAGCUGAAGGACAAUGCUUCCUUGUCUUCCCAGGCCGAUCGAUUCGCUGAGAAGGAUGGAGAGUCAGACAAGGAGAGCGACUCCAGCUUCGAAGAGGUGGCCAAGCCUGUCCAGCGCCCAUCUGUCAUCGCCGCAAGCCCCAAGGAACCGGAGCAACAGAAGUUUACCCCUCCCACAGCAUCUGCUCCCGCACAAGCAAAGGCCACGCCAGCCGAACCCACGCCCGCCCCAGCAGCUGCGCCCCCUGCUUCCACACCGAGCACGGGAGGACCGGCCUCGGCUCUGCGUGAUGCGCUUGGUGACAUCAAGUCUCAGCUUGAGCACCAGACCAAGGUCAUGGCCGAUCAGUCUGACCAAAUUGCAUUGCUCGUUCGCGAAGUCACGCAGCUGAAGACCAAGGCCAGUGCACAGGCACUAGACCCAUCAUCGCGCGAGAAGGAUGAGCGCAUCAGGCAGUUGGAGCUUGAGCUCGAGGAAGCCAGGUCUUGA
This is a messenger RNA of Boeremia exigua, 1818 nucleotides long. RefSeq names its product actin-binding protein-like protein. NCBI's taxonomy places the organism in Eukaryota, Fungi, Ascomycota, Dothideomycetes, Pleosporales, Didymellaceae. Gene Ontology annotation, molecular function: actin filament binding. Bases 1 to 1818 code for a protein of 605 amino acids. The transcript is spliced from 8 exons. Gene Ontology annotation, biological process: actin filament organization. The record is from RefSeq and is a predicted model, not a curated record.